AUGCGAGAGAAAAAGAAGCGCGGCAAAGCGUCAAGAAAAGACUUAGCCGAGAGAGCUGCGGCACAAGCCGCUGCCGGCGCUUCGAAUUAUAAUGGCGAUGCAUCUGACGGAAAGGAAUCCAGCAACUCUCCUACCACGGAUGAGAAAGCUGAUGGCUUUGUGGAAAACACCAGAAGCAACUCCAUGUCAAGCAGCGGUCUAGCUACAGUUCAUGACAAUCACCUCCGGGGGGAAAUUGGCAUCGAUGCAGAAUUUCGCCAUGAACAACCAGCACCCAGCCCAGGGCAAUUUGGCGAACUUUCUGGCCAGUCUCACAUGCUACCACCGAUUCAAAUUGAUCAGGGAACUAUCCAUGAUGACCGUUCAAUGAGCAUCAGCAGCUAUGGAGGACUUUCGACUAGCUACGACCGGCAAAGCCUUAGCAGUGAUGACCUUAUGGGCGGUAGCCAGGCAUACGGCCAUCCGCACCAGAACAAUAUGCACGGGUAUUCAGAGCUGUCAUUUGGAAUCUUGGGACAAGUUUCGGCGGAUUUCGGCAACUCUUCUGGUUUUCGACUCAGCAACAGUCCGCUUGGGGCCUAUACGGGUCUAACUUCAACUACAUCCUCAGGAUGGGGUAUGCCAAUAUCUUCACCACCAGAGCAAUUUCAAACACAGAUGCAACACGACUUUAGACAGUCGAGGUUGCGGUACCCAGUUUUAGAGCCGUUAAUUCCUCAUAUAGCCAACAUUAUUCCGAUAUACCUGGCGUGCGACUUGAUCGAUCUGUAUUUUGCAUCGUCUUCUUCGGCCGGCAUACAUCCAAUGUCACCUUAUAUACUUGGAUCGGUUUUUCGAAAACGAGCCUUCUUACACCCUACAAGACCACGAAAAUGUCGACCAGCGUUAUUAGCCAGUAUGCUGUGGGUUGCCGCCCAAACAAGCGAGGCUCCUCUACUUACCAGUGCACCUUCAGCCCGGGGAAAGAUUUGCCAGAAGUUGUUGGACUUGACCGUUGGAUUAUUAAAGCCAUUGAUCCAUAGCUCGUCUAUUUAUGCCGAUUCAAACGCGGGCCAAACCGGCGCAGCCGUUUCUCUGGGUGGCCCUGGUGUGGCGUUACCAGGUUCGAUGAGCGUCGAGACUGAACUUAACGGCAAUUCCGGCUCCUUUGGAUCUUCCGGCCACCUGGACGACGUUGUGACUUAUAUCCACCUGGCGACUGUGGUGUCUGCUAGUGAAUAUAAAGGAGCCAGUCUGCGCUGGUGGAACGUGGCCUGGUCCAUGGCGCGAGAGUUGAAGCUAGGCCGUGAGUUACCACCGAGCGAACCGCGACCCAGUUUCGAACAAAGCAAAAUGGAAACGAAUGGGCUGGAUGAGCACGAUAUUCUCCGAAAUAGCCCCGGCUUUAUUACGGAAGAAGAGAGGGAAGAGAGACGACGAAUUUGGUGGCUCGUGUAUACUGUGGACCGGCACCUGGCUCUUUGUUAUAACCGGCCUUUGUUCCUGCUCGACGUAGAAUGUGAGGGCCUUCGGCAACCACUGGACGAUGCAGCCUGGCAGACUGGAGACUUUAAGAACUAUCCAGCCGACUCCAACAUACUAGGAAUCCUCCCUGAGAACGAAGAAACUCUUUGUGGGCCGCAGUUUCGGUGCAGGGGAUACAGCAUUUUUGGCUACUUUCUCCCGUUGAUGACUAUUCUCGGAGAGAUUGUUGAUUUGCACCAUGCACGAAAUCACCCCCGAUUCGGUUCCACGUUUAGAGCCUCGCGAGAAUGGAGCAACCAGGUAUCCGAAGUGAGACGGCACCUCAGAAGCUACGAAGGAAGUCUCAACCUAUUCGAAACCCAAAGUUCAUUGGCCCAAAACAACAGUGGCCAUAGAGAUAUGAACAGCAUCCUGGAGUGCCACAACGGAACGCAGGGGGCUCUCGAAUUAAACAGCAGCCCGUCUGCUCAGUCGGUGCAUACCACAGCUUCGAGCCGCGUGACUAAAGCAGAGGUCCAGACAAGAACUGUGCUUGCAUAUGGCACGCACGUUAUGCAUGUUUUGCAUAUUCUACUGGAAGGGAAAUGGGAUCCCGUUAAUCUCUUGGAUGAUGACGACCUGUGGAUUUCAUCCCCAGACUUUGUGACUGCUUCCGCACACGCUGUAGCCGCAGCAGAGGCGAUCAACCAGAUUCUUGAGUACGACCCAGGACUAGAAUUCAUGCCAUUCUUUUUCGGCGUUUAUCUCCUCCAAGGCUCCUUUUUGCUGCUUCUUAUAGCGGAUAAGUUGCAAGCCGAGGCUUCGCCAAACGUAGUGAGGGCCUGCGAGACCAUUGUACGGGCACACGAAGCGUGUGUCGUGACGCUGAGCACAGAAUACCAGCGCAAAUUCAGUAGAGUGAUGCGGGGUGCCCUAGCAUUAGUCCGAGGACGCGUCCCCGAAGACCUAGGCGAACAACUACAGCGACGACGAGAGCUACUAGGAUUGUACCGCUGGACGGGAGAUGGUACCGGCUUGGCACUAUGA
Metarhizium brunneum ARSEF 3297 is the source of this 2490-nucleotide messenger RNA. RefSeq names its product Xylanolytic transcriptional activator (gene xlr1). Gene Ontology annotation, biological process: DNA-templated transcription. The record is from RefSeq and is a predicted model, not a curated record. Gene Ontology annotation, molecular function: zinc ion binding; DNA binding. NCBI's taxonomy places the organism in Eukaryota, Fungi, Ascomycota, Sordariomycetes, Hypocreales, Clavicipitaceae.